Molecule: messenger RNA, 4270 nt
Organism: Oxyura jamaicensis (ruddy duck)
Lineage: Eukaryota; Metazoa; Chordata; Aves; Anseriformes; Anatidae
Gene: SNAPC3
Product: small nuclear RNA activating complex polypeptide 3
Exons: 9
Coding region: 41-1207 (388 amino acids)
Biological process (GO): snRNA transcription by RNA polymerase III; snRNA transcription by RNA polymerase II
Cellular component (GO): snRNA-activating protein complex
Molecular function (GO): RNA polymerase III type 3 promoter sequence-specific DNA binding; RNA polymerase II cis-regulatory region sequence-specific DNA binding; core promoter sequence-specific DNA binding
Source: RefSeq, a predicted model, not a curated record
GACUACCGGCCCCAGGGGGCGCCGCGGGGCGGCGGCGGCCAUGUCCGGGCCCGUGCCCGCGGCCAUGUCGGCGGCGGCCGCCCCCGAGUACGAGGUGGGGGAGCUGCACACCCGUGCCUUCUGCGUCGGCGCCCUGGGCCGCGGCUGGCGGCAGCAGCUGGGGCCCCCCGACCUCUCUCUGGCGGCGGAGGAAGAGGAAGAUGAGGAGGAGGAGGAGGACGUGGCGGUGGCGGAGGAGCUGGGCUGCGACUUGGAGACGGCGGCCGAGCUGCGGGCUGUCUGCAGUGUUGAUAUGUUAAUGUCUUCUGAUAAAGAAAAGGACCCAGAAGUUAUUCCUGAAGAUAGCAGUUUACUAACUCUUCGAAUUAGAAAGAAGGUACUAGAGAGGAGAGAAGAAAGAAUCAUUGUGGAUCGGGCUUGCAGGCAAGAAACUCUUGCCUAUGAGAUGGAGUCAAAUGCAAUUGGAAAGAGGCCAGAUAAUCCAGUAGAUCUAGUAGAAGAGGGAGAACUGCUUUUAACUCUGAACAUUUUCUAUCCUGUCAUAUUUCAGAAGCACAAAGAUCACAAACCCUAUCAGACAGUCCUUGUACUGGGCAGCCAGAAGCUCACUGAACUGAGAGAUUCCAUUUCCUGCGUCAGUGACCUCCAGAUAGGUGGAGAGUUCAGCAGUCAGCCAGAUCAAGCACCAGAGCACAUCAGCAAGGAUCUCUACAAAUCUGCUUUCUUUUAUUUUGAAGGCAUCUUUUAUAACGAUAAAAGAUAUCCAGAGUGCAGAGAUCUGAGCAGAACAGUCAUUGAGUGGUCAGAAGCCCAUGACAGAGGCUAUGGAAAUCUUCAGUCUGUUAAAAUGGAGGACUACACAUUUAAUGAUUUGUCCCUCAAAAUUGGCUUUCCAUACCUUUUCUGCCACCAAGGGAACUGUGAGCACAUCGUUAUCAUCACGGAUAUAAGGCUUAUUCAUCAUGAUGAUUGCCUGGACAGGAACCUCUAUCCCUUGUUAAUCAAGAAACACUGGUUAUGUACCAGAAAAUGCUUUGUAUGCAAAAUGUAUACAGCCAGGUGGGUAACCAACAAAGACAGUCUGGCACCAGAGGAUCCUUGUUUCUUCUGUGAUGUUUGUUUUCGAAUGCUCCACUAUGAUGCGGAAGGCAGUAAACUGGGGGAGUUUCUUGCAUAUCCUUAUGUCGAUCCCGGGAUUUUCAACUAAAACUUGCAUGAAUCAGUGGACUACAUCGAUGAAUCUGUUGCUCUAGCUGCUAAAACCACCAAACAACUUUAAUGUUGAGCGUACUGUAGGAUUUUUGGUUAAACUUUUAAUGCCUCUGAGGAGGAAGGAGCUCUCUGCACUUGAAAUCUUUUUGGUAUAUAUACCUUUACAUCCACAGAGAUAAGUUAGCAUGGAAAAAUAUGCUCAGGUGUGUAUUUUAAUACAGUACAUUUUUAAUAUACUUUUACUACAGUACAGUAUUUUGGAGAUAUACUCUCAAAAUCUGGAUGUUUCGAAGAGAGAAUACCCUGAGAAUGCCCGUGUAAAAGCUGCUAGGGUUUUUGUUUGGGAAAUCCUUUGCAUCCAAGGCUCUGUUAACGUCAAAGGAUGACAAGAUGGUCUUUGGGCAUCUAACCUGGAAAACUGGCAGUUGUCAUCCCUGAACAAGGCUGGAUGCGAUGGUGCGAUGAAUUUGCUGGGAGGAGAAUGCUUCCCAGGAGACAGCUCGUAGUGCUGGUUAUCUUCUAGGUCUUCCCAUGAAAAAGUGGGUGCUUGUAUCAGUAAACUCCUGCUGUCCUUGCAUGUUGACUCCGAGGGCUUAUUCUGUGAAGAGCAAGCCACAUUUUGCCAACUACUGAACUGUAGUCUGCCUUUCAAAUAACUUGAUUAACUAUGUUUACAGUGUAUGUAGUUGUAAAUGUUCAAAAUCAGUGUUUGUUGUAAACUUUUCUAUAUUUUUGUUGUUUCUGUUAAAAUGUGAGCAAUUCGUACUUACAAGUCUUGUUAAAUUGAAACUCUGCUUGCCAAGGCAGAAUAUACCUACCUAGUGUCUGGCUUUUUAAUUUUUUAAUCUGGAAUUCAGGGGAUUUCAGUGGAGAUCUGGCUGUUUAGGAAAGCUAGUAAAGUAACUGCUUUUCUUUUGAAAGCUUCAGCCAGUUCCUAGAAAAAUCUACUUCUGGUUGGUGUAAAAGACUGCCUACUCUGAUAACCUGCAUACAGUAAUGUACUGGAUGAACUGAACUGCUGUUCUGAUCCUAUGGCCUGAAUUAUGCAUAUUCUUGAUUAUCUUAGAAGCCUUGAAACUCCAUCACACAGAUACCUGACAGCUUUCCAGUGGCGCACGAGUUUGUGUGACUGUAAACCGGUGGUUUUUUAGGACCAAAAAAAGGACGUGACUCUUUUUUUUGUUGUGUAAGUCAGCCCACUGUUGGCCUGAUCAUUUUUAAAAUGGAGCAGUGACCCUAGCCCUUCUGCCAGGUGUUGGGAAGUGUGAUGGUUUGAUAGUUCUCUUACGCUGCAGGAAUCUGCGGAAGAGGAACUGCCCUGCCUUCAACAACUGCCACAAGUCAAACUGUUAGGGCACGACUGCUUUGCAGUCCUGUAACAGCUGAUUUGAAAUCCCCUGCAAUACACUCCUGGCUGCAACUUCUGUAUCUUUUUCCUCAUCUUCAUCUUCUCCCCAACCCUGUCCUCUGUCAGCUGCCUCCUGAUAACGUGGGCUUCCCAGUCCUCUUCAGUAUUGGAGCUGAGAUCACAUAGCUUUAGAAAUUAUAUCAGCUGCCUAUUGCUUAGUUCUUUGAUUUCUUACUAUGGCAAAUUUUAAGGAGGCAAUCUGUAAGUUUUUGUGCAUGUGUAAUCUUAAUUUGUUUUUCUGUUUUGCUUUUCUUUAGCAGUAGUGUGGUGGUGUCGCACUGAUGGGCAGCAAAGCUACACCACCCUGCUCUCACAGCCUGCUCCACCAGGGGCCUCUCCACGGGCUGCUGUUGUAUUUUUUGUUUUUUUCCCCUUUCCUGAGUAUGUUACCACAGAGGCACAGAUUGCUCACUGGCUCGACUCUGGCCAGCAGCAGGUCCCUUUUGGAGCCAGCUGGAGCUGGCUCUUACCAGGCAGGCAGCUUCUGGACUCUUCUUGCACCACAGCAUGUAUUUUUAUUUUACUUAUUAAAAAAAAAAAAAAUAGGGUGAAGAGAAUUAUGUGAAUUUAUUCUUUCAUUAAACUAAUUCUGCCUCAGUAUAAUUGUUUUCCACCUAACCUAUUUACCUGCUUUCCAAAUUGGUUCCAAAUUUUGUAACCAAUUGGUCAAAUUGGUUACAAAAGCUGUUUUCUUGGCAGGUUAAGAAGUUUUGUUAGGGCCAGUCCCAUACUGCUGAUAAGGAACGAGAAGCUGGCCACAGUCUGGGUGCAAGAAGCGAGGGCAUCUGUGCAGAACCAAAUGGAGAACUGAUAGUAGAAGCUACAGUAUGGUGUGUAUGUUGCAGUAUGGUGGUGGUCCUAUUUGAUAUUCAGUUUCAUCUUAAAUGACAAAAUGAAAUGGUUACAAUAAAUCAUAGUUUUUAAAGAUACUUUUUAAUUCCCAGGUGCUGUCACAGGACAGCUGGUUCUGACCUUAAUUUAAUGUUUGUGAGUGAUUCCUCUGAGUGAAAUCCAACAUCAGACCCAGCUGCCUAUUCAUAAUUAAAUUCCUAUGACACCAGCUGGAUAGCUGUGUUUUGGCUAAUUAUUAACUGAUCUUAGAAUGUAAGUGAUCACAACUUCAAAGUAGGUUUAUUUCACAAUGAAAAAUGAGAAAAUAAUUAUUUGUAAUAAUCCUGUCUAUGUGUUUGUUUUUUAUAUAUUUUUUAAAAGCAAGACAAUCAGUUUGUUUCUUACAAAUCCCUUAUUGUGAUAAAUUGGGUGUAAGGGUAUGGAUGGAAUUUGAGUAUGUUUUGAAUUAAAUUCAAAUGAAAAUUUAAUAGUCCUGCCUGCUGACAUGUGGACACUUAUGCCUGCACUUACCAGCAAAAAGGCUAGAGAAUUAAAAACUGCAGUUGAGACCAGGCAUGACUGUGUAUUAAUAGCAUUAAAGAUUAGUAAAAGGCUCUUAGAAUGAUCUCUCUUUUUAUCCACCCUUUUUAAACCUUUUUUUAAAAUCUGUUUGCAUAGACAAAUUUUUAUCUUAAGGGGAAAAUACAGAAAAGUUUCUUCUUUAACUUCACAGUGCAUUUCAGACUUAAAAACAUGGAGUCACCACACUCGGAAAUACUAAGCUAGAAAACAUUCCUAAAUAAAAGGCAUUAAUCUGAA